Ilex paraguariensis (yerba mate) is the source of this 369-nucleotide messenger RNA. The record is from the annotation of a GenBank genome assembly. Lineage: Eukaryota; Viridiplantae; Streptophyta; Magnoliopsida; Aquifoliales; Aquifoliaceae.
AUGGCUUUCAUGAUAUCCAAACACCAACCAUCUUUCUCAGAGGCCGCCGAGAAGGUAAGCGUUUCAGAUCAACGAGAUGAGACAGAAAUUAUAAACUCAGUCACUAGUCAACUCUACUUGAAGUCGUCAUCAUCAUCGGCUCAUCACACUUCAGAAAAAGCUCUGGACAAAGAUGUUGUUCUCAGACGACUUCGCCACCAUAAGUGCUUAAACAGGAUAAAAAAUACUUUCGGAGCUUUGCUGAGUACCACCCCAUCUGGUGGCCAGAGACAGAAGUGGCUGGAACAAGAUGAUGCUUUCUCCGCCCCACCAUUCAAAGGUGAAAUGAACUCCGAAGGUCACAAAACUUGCCAGAUUGAUGGCUUGUAA